AUGAAGACUUGCGCAGGAGAACCUUCCACGCAGAUUGACAGGUCUCUUCGGUUGCAUCAAGCCACGCAAGACUCUGGGCAUGAGUUUUGGGAGGGUGAUAAGAAGGCUGAUCUCCUGGCUUUGUUAGCACCGAUUCAUUACGAUCAUGUACUCAAACAGGCACCGCAGAGCUUCAAGAUGCAACUCUCCAACCUCCUCACCAUUGCCCUCGCCGGGUUGGCUGCUGCCUCCCCUGUUGAGCUGGUCGAGCGUCAGCAAAAGCUUCGCAUCAUGCCUCUUGGUGACUCCAUCACCGAAAUCGCCUGCUGGCGCGCCUUCGUCUGGGAUCAGAUCGCUGCGGCCGGCUUCGCCAACCAGGUCCAAUACGUUGGUUCUCAGAACUCCAACCCUCAGGGCUGCCGUCCUACGACCACGAACUGGGAUCAGCGCCACGAGGGUCAUUCCGGCUGGCUCGCGAUUGAUAUCGCCAACAACUACCUCGCCAACUGGCUCCGGAGCACACCGGCCGAUAUCGUCCAGUUCAUGCUUGGCACCAACGAUGUGUUCAGGGGGAGAAGCACCAAUGAUAUCAUUGCUGCCUACACCAAGAUGGUUCAGAUCAUGAGGGCGGCGAACCCUAAGAUGAAGAUCAUUGUCGAUCUUGUCAUCCCGCUCGGCGUUGGUUCCAACUCGGGUAUCCAGGCCCUCAACGCCCGCAUCCCCGCCUGGGCUGCUGGCCUCAACACCACCGAGAGCCCCAUCGUCAUUGCUGACUGCAACACCGGCUACAAGACUUCCGACCUGCGUGAUGGUGUCCACCCUAGCAUUGCUGGUGAUCAGUUCCUCGCCACCAAGAUUGGACCGCCUCUUCUCAACUAUAUCAGAGAGUCGCUGGCUGGUAACUAG
Molecule: messenger RNA, 885 nt
Organism: Podospora anserina S mat+
Lineage: Eukaryota; Fungi; Ascomycota; Sordariomycetes; Sordariales; Podosporaceae
Exons: 3
Coding region: 1-885 (294 amino acids)
Molecular function (GO): phosphatidylcholine lysophospholipase A1 activity
Source: RefSeq, a predicted model, not a curated record